Messenger RNA from Entamoeba histolytica HM-1:IMSS, 990 nucleotides. RefSeq lists its product as uncharacterized. Lineage: Eukaryota; Evosea; Mastigamoebida; Endamoebidae. The record is from RefSeq and is a predicted model, not a curated record. The transcript has a single exon. The coding region runs from base 1 to 990 and encodes 329 amino acids.
AUGUUUGGAAUUGAAGAUAGAGAAUACUAUGGAAAGAGAAUACCAGAAAGAUACUCUGGAAUAGCUGAUGGAUGUUCUAAGGGACGUAAUGAAUUGAAGAAAAUUGACAUACUACUAAGAAAUGUUGCAAUGAUAGGAAAUGAAUGUUUUAGUGAAUGUUUAUUAGAAUCAUUAGAAUCAAUUAUUUUACCAACAACAAUCACUAAAAUAGGAAAUGGAUGUUUUGAUAAAUGUACAAUAUUAACAACAGUUAAUAUACCAACAAAUGUAAGUAAAAUAGGAGAUUUGUGUUUUAAUAAAUGUACAAGAUUAAGAACAAUUAAUAUACCAACAAGUGUUAGUAAAAUAGGAGAUGGUUGUUUUAAAGAAUGUUAUUCAUUAAAAUCAAUUAAUAUACCAACAAGAGUUAGAAGAAUAGGAUAUUAUUGUUUUUUUCAAUGUACAUCAUUAACAACAAUUAAUAUACCAACAAGUGUUACAUAUAUAGGAAAUUGGUGUUUUGCAUAUUGUGAAUCAUUAAAGUCAAUUAAUAUACCAACAAGUGUAAUUGAAAUAGGAGAAUAUUGUUUUAUAGGAUGUUCAUCAUUACAAUCAAUUAAUAUACCAACAAAUGUAAUUGAAAUAGGAAAUAAUUGUUUUUUUGGAUGUUCAUCAUUAGAAAGAAUUGAUAUACCAACAAGUGUUAGAAGAAUAAGAGAAGGAUGUUUUUAUGAUUGUACAUCGUUAACAACAAUUAAUAUACCAACAAGUGUAAUUGAAAUAGGAGAUGAAUGUUUUUAUGGAUGUUCAUCAUUAACAUCACUUACAAUACCAACAAGUGUAAUUGAAAUAGGAGAUGAAUGUUUUUUAGGAUGUUCAUCAUUAACAACAAUUAGUAUACCAUCAAGAGUAAGUUUAAUAGGAGAUAGUUACUUUAAUGGAUGUCUAGAAGAAUUAAAGGAAAAAGAAGUAUUAAGAAAGAAAUAUAAUAAUGAUUGUGUCAUUGUUUAA